AUGGCUACAGCAAAUCCUCCACCGGGCGCGCUCUCGGUGGAGCACCACAAUGGCGCCGACCCCUUCCUCGCCGCACCGCACGACGCCCACCGGCAGCGAUACUCGGCCUUCGACAACUCGCAAUUCUCGCUGUACUUGAACGGAUCCCCCCUACAGGCCAAACGCGCUCUACAGGCCCACUUGGCAGAGACGACGCGCAGACUGCAGGAGACGUCGCAUCUGGGGAGCGCGCUUGUUCAGCAGAGAAAGGAGCUAGAGGACAAGCUGCACGAGGUCGAGCAGCAGCAGCCAGACAACGACAUCGGGCCAGAGCUGCGCCAGAGGCUGGCCGAGCUAGAAAAGGAGUUCAACGAGGUUGGAAGGGAGACGGCUCGCGCCUUCCUCCCCAAGUCUCGCGUACCCAGUGGCGAGACGGAUCCCACUGCCGGUGGCUCCAUCUACUCCAGCGACGCCAUCCAGUCACCCACCAAAGUGAGCGUUCCGUCGCGGAAGCAGAGGAACCAGCAGCCCAGCCGCAUCAAUGACAUCGCCCUGGCCACCGAAAUCUCCACCUCUUUGCUUUCCCAGCUCAAGGACCUCCAGGCCGUCCUCCUCGAGAAGGAUGACGCCCUCAAGGCGGCUGAUCUGGACCGAUCGCAGCUCGAAAUUGAGGUCGAAGGCUUGUCGCAACGUCUGAGAACAUUGGACGAAAGCGAAUCGCGACUCAAGGACGUCAACUGGAAUCUUGAGACACAGGUUCGCGAGUCGGAAACACAGUUCAAGUCGGCCGCAGACAAGGAGCGAAGCCUUAAUCAUGCCUUGGAUCUCGCACGUACCGAGAGGUCCACUUUGGAGAAGGAGUUGGAAGAUUUGAAGCAGAUGUAUACCAAGCUCAACGACGAUCACAUCAACAAGACCAAGCAGCACGAGACGGAGCUCUCUAGUCUGCGGCGAGUCGCGGCCAUGACGGAGACGGAAAAAGGUGCAAUGCAGCGCAAGGUCGAAGAGCUCAUGACAAAGAAUCAAGAGCUGGCUCAAGCUGUCGCUUACCGCGCAAGAUCAGAGCAUCGUGGCCGAUCUGACAGAUCGUCUGAUGACGACCGUGGUGUCAGGCAGCAAUCUCAAACGCCUGAACACUCGCCUGAACCGUCUCCAAGCAAGGCCACUCCGCGCCACGGUAUGCUCGAAUCGGAAACACUCAAACAUUCGCUUCAACACGCCCACCGCAUGAUUCAGCAACUCAAGAACAAUAUCCAUCGCGAAAAGACCGAAAAGAUCGAACUGAAGCGCAUGCUCCAAGACGCUCGUGAUGAAGUAGACGCUACCCGCGCUCAAGUUGGACCUGGUAGCGCAAGCAAGCGAAGGAAGAGCGACAAGGAUGCUUUCAAGAAACCCGCUCGACCAGAUCGUCUUGGGGCCUUGCGCAACGUGUCGCACGAGAUUGUAGAAGACGACGAGUGGGAAGAGCAAGAGGCCGUGCCCGACACCCCAAGUCGGCCACCGCACCCAUCCAACUCUGUACCGGGCUCCUUUCCAAAUGCACUCAGCUCCGUCGCGGGAACGAGCGCAUACGAAAACCUCGACACUGCCAACGAAACCUCAGAUGCUGCUUUCGAGACUGCCAACGAACGCGACGGUAUGGCAACUGAGUCCGACGCAUUCCAAACCGGAGCCGAGACCCUCGACGGAGACAGCAGCGACCAGCUGACUGAGACCGAGGCCGGCCCUUCCAACUCUGCUGCCCGGCGUAGUCGACCCUCAAUCUCACAAGCUGGUCGCAUCAAUUCCUACCGCAGUACUGCUUCUGCCUCUGGCGAUGAAUACGAUUCCGAUUUCAGGACUCCUCUUCACCACAAGACUUCGCGCUUUACGUUAAGAGCUAGAGACAGCAGUUCGCGGAGAUCGACGCCGAGAGGGUUAGAUUUCUUUGCAGGUACGCCCCCAGCGUCAAGAGACUCGCCCGCGGGCUACGUCAGCAGCAGCAACGAGAACACUCCCGCCCAAGGCAAGAGUCUAUUGGCAGAACUCAACGACCUGAGUGGCGAUGACGAUGAUGCUAGUUCCAUCGAGGGAUCACCAAGUCGAUCCAGUGUCGUAUACUCAAGCCAUGCCACGCCAGAUCCACUAAGAAAGGCUGUUCUCGGAAGGUCGCUUCUUCAACCCGAUGCUCCCAGGCCAACUAUGGUUGAUUCGGGCACGAUGACCGAACAGGAUGCCCCCGAGCCUAUUUCCAUAUCCUCUAUAUCGAGUCAGAACACAGAACCGCACAAGCCCGCGAGCUUUGCCUCGUCAAAAUCUCGACGUCUCCAUGGUCACCUCACAAGACAGUGA
Alternaria arbusti is the source of this 2310-nucleotide messenger RNA. RefSeq lists its product as uncharacterized. The record is from RefSeq and is a predicted model, not a curated record. The coding region runs from base 1 to 2310 and encodes 769 amino acids. Gene Ontology annotation, biological process: establishment of mitochondrion localization; dynein-driven meiotic oscillatory nuclear movement; microtubule cytoskeleton organization. NCBI's taxonomy places the organism in Eukaryota, Fungi, Ascomycota, Dothideomycetes, Pleosporales, Pleosporaceae. Gene Ontology annotation, cellular component: cell cortex; mitochondrion. The transcript has 2 exons. Gene Ontology annotation, molecular function: tubulin binding.